Molecule: messenger RNA, 3300 nt
Organism: Rhineura floridana
Lineage: Eukaryota; Metazoa; Chordata; Lepidosauria; Squamata; Rhineuridae
Product: plasma membrane ascorbate-dependent reductase CYBRD1
Exons: 5
Coding region: 45-1067 (340 amino acids)
Cellular component (GO): lysosomal membrane
Molecular function (GO): oxidoreductase activity
Source: RefSeq, a predicted model, not a curated record
CCAAGGGAGUUCCCUAUUUUCCAUCUACUGGGACUUGCUGAAAUAUGACAGAGAAAGCCUUUUCGGGACCCAGGCUGAUCUAUGGGGAGGAAAUAAAGAGGCCACGCCAGGCUGGAGCUCUCUCGGCUCAGCUCCGCCCCUCGGUCGAGUUUGUUUCGGUCUAUAAGAGCAGCUGCUGUGUGGAGGCGUUGGUGGCGGCGAAGAAGAUGGAGGGUUAUGUGCUGUUUCUGGUGCUGCUGGGGUCGGCGCUGUUGCUCGGCUUCCUCUCGGUCAUCUUCGCCCUGGUCUGGGUUCUCCACUACCGCGAAGGGCUCGCUUGGAAUGGGGAUUCGGCUGAGUUCAACUGGCACCCGGUCCUCAUUAUCACGGGCUUCGUGUUCGUCCAAGGGAUCGCAAUUAUUGUGUACAGAUUACCGUGGACCUGGAAAUGCAGCAAACUCCUGAUGAAAUUAAUCCAUGCUGGGUUACAUACCAUUGCUCUGACACUUGCAAUUAUUUCUCUGGUUGCUGUUUUUGAUUUCCAUAAUGCUAAGAAGAUUCCUAACAUGUACAGUCUGCACAGCUGGAUUGGGUUGACUGCUGUCAUUCUUUAUGCUCUACAGCUUGUUCUAGGUUUUGUGGUCUUCCUGUUUCCCUUUGCUCCUGUUUCUCUUCGGGCAACUGUGAUGCCGAUACACGUUUAUUCUGGCCUCCUCAUCUUUGGAACAGUGAUUGCAACAGUACUUAUGGGGAUUACAGAAAAACUUAUUUUUGCUUUAAGGAAUUUGCCUACCCCAUAUAGCGAUUCCCCAGAAGAAGCUGUUUUUGUAAAUUCUCUUGGCGUUCUGAUUUUGGUCUUUGGUGCUGUUGUUUUGUGGAUGGCAACAAGGCCCCACUGGAAGCGCCCACCUGAACAGAAUUCAAAAAUUCAGCAGCGAAAUGGAGGAACGCUUGAUGGCAACGAAAAAGGAUCAAUUAUGACCGACUGCAGUAAUACAGAUAAGUCAGAUGUGGAGUUCAGCAGUGAGGCAGCAGCUAGGAAGCGAAACCCCAAACUUGAUGACGCUGGACAGAGGUCAACCAUGUGAAGAUAUUGGAUGUUAUAACAGUGCAUCUUUCAAUAGCAAAAGGGCUAUCUUUCUCCCUCUUUAGUCAAGCAACACAAUUUAUAUUGCUUGCCUAGUGCUGUUGGGAUUUUCUGAAUCAUUGAUAACUAGACAGUAAGAACUUUGAUUCUAGAAGAACUCAUGCUUCCUACUCAACUAUUUUUAAUGUAACUAUUGAUCUAAAGAAACAUGGGAUCGGAAUGAAGUAGGCCAGUUCUCGCUGGCACAGGACCAGCUGUCUUAAGUCGCUGGUAAGUUUCUUUGAGGAGCAGGUUGCCAGUGUGGUGCUCUGGGCCUUCCCUUUUUUAAAAAGUUUGCUCUGAAAAAAUCAUCAGAACAAGCUCAUCACUAUAAUAAUAAUACUUACGGUAUUUGUAACUAAAGGGUCUUUACAAAUGCAGAGUAUAAACAAAUCAGUAGGGUGAAAAAGACCAGAUAUUGGAAGUAAGGAAAGUUAUUGGGGGUGGGACAGACAUUGCAUUCAGUUUUGCCAAAAUGAUUAAAAUCUUGCUCUCAUUGUUGCUCAGAUCAGCUCUUGUAGUCACAGAACUGCUGUUGGAUAUUCCCUUAGUCUAGGUGGAAAUAUAUUUUCUUAAGGGGUUGGUGGAUUGCUUUGUGAAAUUGCGCUCUUCAAAACCCUUGCUUGGGAAUAUUAACCUCUUGAAGGCACUAAUUGUUCAAGAAUUGUAUGAAGAAUGAUGCCAUGCUUUGCACUCUGAUCACUAUAGGAAAACAUAAGUGAAAGCUUUUUGUCUUUAAAGCCUGUACUGUGUAACUUUACAAAAAGUGAAGCCCUCGCCCUGAUCACAUUUUACAAUGGAUAUUUGCUAAUAUAUCCCAUUGUGUGGAAUUCUGCUUUGGGAGAACUUUAGUAGAUAACCCUUUAGAAAUGAAAUGGGAAGGGAAGCCUUUAUUCUGAAUGGAUUGGAGAAUGUUAUAUAAUUUUGUAAAAUGUAAGGAAAAUGUCUUAACUCUAGGUAACGGCAAGCAGUAUAUUCAGCAAAUCUUUUUUUAAGAUCUCAGACUAGCUUCAGUUUUGAAAGUACUGUGUUGAUAUUUUUCCAAAAUGAUUGGCUCUUCUAAAAGGACUUCUGUGGGAAAUGGCAUAUAUCUAGUAAUCUAGGGAAGCUUGUUGUACACAUAUGUUGUAAAAUCACCAAUAUUUGAUACUUUGAGGUAAAUGUGAUUUUUUUACAGGAAAGAUCAAAGCUGCGAGCAGAGCCAAACCUGCUAUUUUGUGUAUGUGUGUCUCUUCUUUAUCAAAACUCACUGGUAUUGUCUGACCCACCUUAAGGCUAGGUUCUAAAAUGGAAAGAUUGGUUUUUUCAUUGUAAAAAAAAAAGUUUGUAUUUUCACACUCCCCUGCUCUAGUGAAUUCUAAUGAAAGUGAGCACUUAGAUUCUGGAUAAAUGGAGAUCAUCAGAAGGUAAGCCAGGCCUGCUAGAGGGGAAAGAGUGAACAGCCCCUGGGAGCCCCUUCUCGAGCCCUGGGCAGGUCAUUUGCUGGCAAUAACAGCCAACAGGAGCAGAAUCUUGGUAUAGAGCAAGGGUGAGCAAUCCUUUUGCCCCCGAGGGCCACAUGCAACAGUGGUUGGGUGCCACAUUCCAGUGGGUGUGGCCAUAUUCUUUCUCUCUCACGCUCAAAUUUACACUCUUAUUUCCUUUGCCUUCCCCCUGUUCCUAUACCACAUAUUUGAGCCCAGAACAUUCUUCAUUAUUCACUGCCGUAUCAUCAGCUCCUGGAAAGUAAUCCUCCUCCACAGAUCAAUGUAUUAAUGUUUGGUGUCGGAUCUAAUGUCAUCUCAUGCCUGUGCAGGGAGCUGUGAAAUAACUGGGCAAGCUCUGGUCCUGACAGUGUCGAAAAGUGCUGAAAACUUUUAUGCUAGCCCUUCUUUAUUUUGAAACUUUAAAAUUACUGUAGUUUUUUAUACCAAUGGCUACCUUACGUAUAAAAUUGGUAGCUGAAUGUACAACAGCUGCAUGCACACUUCUCAUUAAAUAUAUCCAAUGAGAUGGAUAUAGUAUUGUAAAUAAGAAAAAGCAAUGUAUAUGGUAAUUAUAACCUGGCUCUUUAUAGAAGGAAACGUAAAUAUUUUGUACUAUCUUAAUUACCAAAGAUGGUCUUUGUAUUUUUAAAAAUCCAUUUGAAUAUUUGUUAUUGCAGAGCAAUAUGUUAAAUUCCUUUUUUAUAUUGCAAUAAAAGUUAUUGAAGUCUG